Messenger RNA from Pyricularia grisea, 303 nucleotides. RefSeq lists its product as uncharacterized. The transcript has a single exon. Lineage: Eukaryota; Fungi; Ascomycota; Sordariomycetes; Magnaporthales; Pyriculariaceae. The record is from RefSeq and is a predicted model, not a curated record. The coding region runs from base 1 to 303 and encodes 100 amino acids. Gene Ontology annotation, biological process: Mo-molybdopterin cofactor biosynthetic process. Gene Ontology annotation, cellular component: cytosol.
AUGACAUCCCUUCCCCGGGCGCCGCCUGGGCACUUCAAUAUUCUGUACUUUGCCAGUGCCAGCUCUUUUACGUCAAAGGGUUCCGAGUCACUGCCAGCGCCGCUUCCUCUUAGCAAACUCUUCUCAGUCCUCGAAGAGCGCUACAGUGGGAUCAAGGCCAAAAUUCUCGAUUCUUGCCUUGUCACCGUCAACCUAGAAUACGUAGACAUGCCGUCAGACCAAGACUAUGCUGAUUACGGUAAUCAAACGAUCAUCUCGGAAGGUGACGAAGUUGCCAUCAUUCCACCGGUCAGCUCCGGCUAG